UCCAAAGUGGCUACUAUGGGAACAAGCCCCCUCCAGCCGGACAACAAGGGGUUCACCACCUGUCCUUCUCCCCAAAACCCCAGUGUGGGCUUUGCAACUCAUUUUGGGAGCAGCCUUGACCAUGGGGACCCUGCGGCGGUGACUCAGGGAUGCCGGGGGUUGCGAAACAGGCCUGGGAUGGUUUGGGAGACGCCUCCACGCAGCCCCGCCAAGCCCAGCCGCCCCGGGGAGCCCGGCGGGGGAACAAGCCACGGCAGCGUCUGGGCUGUGCGCGGCGGACGACCCGUCAGGCAGGUUUCCUGCAGCCGGAGAGAACCGUCUGGAGCCGGGCAUGUCCCUGCGCCCGCUCACAGGCUGACGGAGCCCCCCGGCUCUCUCCUCGCCGCCGAAACCAUGCGAGCGGCCGGCUUGCUGCUGGCUUGGGCGCUGCUGCGUCCCGUGGGCACCCAGCAAUGCCACCUGGCCAGCGGCGUGCUCCGCUUCACCGACACGCACGCUGAGAUCCGGGUGCCGGCGCUGCACCGGGUGCCCAGCUCGCUCGAUCCCCUCUACGGCCUUGUCCGGCGCUGCCUGGAUCUCAUCCAGCAGAACCCGCUGCCCACAGAGCUGCUCAGGGCAGCCCUGAACAACCCCAGCUCGGUGCGGACGGCACAGGUGGUGCAGUAUGAGCUGGGCUAUGUGGUGUGUGCCGCGGUGGCCCUGCUCUUCACCGUGGCCGUGCCGGUGGCUGGGAUGUGUUUCUGCUACUGCCGGAGCCGCCGGCGGUGCGGGGGCCGCCUGCGUGCCCACCGGCGCUCUCUGGGCUGCCGCCGCCACUGCUUGGUGACCUGCCUGUCCCUCACCUCCCUCAUCAUCCUGACCAGCGUCAUCUGCGCCUUUGUCGCCAGCCAGCGGGUGAAGGGACAGAUGGAGCCAGGGCUGAGGGCCGUGCCGGCCACGCUGCACACCCUGCGGCAGCACAUUGCCAACGUCCCCCAGGGGGUGCAGAUGGUUGUGGACCAGUUUGAGGUGCCCCGGCAGCAGAUCAUCUCCGACCUGGGUGGGCUCAGCCGGAGCGUGGGUCUCUCCAUCCACGCACAGCUGAAGGCCAUGACCUAUGCGGCGCUGGCAGAGCUGCAGGACAGGGCUGGAGACCUACAGACCUCGCUGCACCAUUUACAGAUUCUCGACAAGACGGUGCGGGAGCUGGCGGCGGCGCGGGCCGAGCUGGAGCCUGUGCUGCGGGAACAGCGGCGGCGCACGGUUGCAUUGCUGGAUGACCCGCGCUGCACGUCCUGCGCCAGCGUCCUGGGCAGGGCACAGAGCCUGGAGCUGGGCGCCGACUACGGCAAGGUGCCGUCAGUGGAGAAGGUUUUGAAGGCGCUGGCUGGUCUACCCCGAAGUGACUUUGCAGAGAUGAUUCGCCAGGGCAACGGCACCUUCAACUCCAUCCCGGAACUGGCUGUGGAGAGGAUGGCGCAGCUCAUCCAGGAUCUGCGGGAUGAGAUGGGCCGCGUGACGGAGAAGGUGCAGUCCAUCGCUGACAGCUUCCCCCUCCCCGAGUACACCCGCCCUGCCAGCGAAGCCCUGGGGAAGGCGGAGGAGCGGAGCCGGCCGUACCUGCGGGAGGUGGAGCGCUUCGAGCACUACAGGUGGAUCGCGGGCACAGUGCUGUGCUCCAUCAUCCUCCUCAUCCUUGCCUGCAACGUCACGGGGAUGGCCCUGGGGACCUACGGGCUCUCCAAGCGGGAGGAUCCGAGUGACUACGAGUGCCGAGGAGAAGCCGGCGCUAAGUUUCUCCUGCUCGGCGUGGGCCUGGCUUUCCUGUUCUCCUGGCUCCUCAUCCUCCUGGUUUUCGCCACCUUCCUGGUUGGGGGCAACAUCCAGACGCUUGUUUGCAGGAAUUGGGUCAAUCAAGAAAUUUAUAAGUUCAUCGACACCCCCGGGAACCUGCCGCCAUCCAUGAACCUCACCCGCCAGCUCAACCUCCGCAGGGAUUCCAACCUCAGCGCCACGUACCGGGAGUGCAAGAGUGGCGCGGGGCUGUGGGAGGUGCUGCAGCUCGAUAAGUCCUAUGACCUGGAUGAGCACCUAAAAACCCCCAAGUACACGGCUGAUUUCCAAAAACGCCUGGGCGACUUCACGGCGCGCCUGGGCGAUGUGCGGCUCCUCCGCAGCGAGGGCAGGCAGGACCUGGAGACCUUCGCCCGCAGCGGUGUGGACGAGGUGGACUACGGGCGCUUCCAGGAGGAGAUGAAAAACCCUGUGGUGCAGACCAGCCUCCCUGCCUUGGCGAGAAGCCUCGAGGGGCUGCAGAAAAUGCAGAGGAACAGCACAGUGGCAGGACGGCUGGCCACCGAGGCCCGGGCCCUGUGGCAGAUGCAAAACUCCACGGUGCAAUGGCAGGAGGCUUUGGUGGCAAAGCUGGCGGAAAGCGUCCGGUUCCUCUCCCGCUUGGCACCGCACCUCCAGGAGCGGGUGAAGACCACACUGGCCACCACAGCCUCAGUGGAAGCCCAACUGCCUGUGCAAGCCCAGCAGAUUCUCCGACAGGAGAUCGGCUGCUUCACCAGGAAGGAGCUCCGGUACUUCGCCCAGUACCUCAACUGGGUUGGGCAGACGCUGAGGGAGGACGUGGCUUCGUGCCAGCCGCUCGCCACGGCCCUGGACAAUGGGCGGGUGAUCCUAUGCGACCGCAUCACCGAUCCCUGGAACGCUUUCUGGUUCAGCCUGGGCUGCUGCACCUUCUUCCUCAUCCCCAACAUCAUCUUCGCCAUCAGGCUCUCCAAACAUUUCCGUCCCAUCCGCAACCGGCUCAUCUCCACAGGGUCAGAGGAGACCUGUCCCUUCCACAUCCCCCGUGUCACAGCACUCAAGCUCUAGGAUGGGGGGUCUGCCAGGUGCCCUGCACCCCAGGAGCUCCCAGCAAACUCAUUCCCAAGCCUUGCAGGGCUCUGGGUGCCUCCAGCAUCUCACAGGACUCCGGGUCCCUCUGAUGUCUCUUCCUAGGUGUCCUUCAGCAUCUGAGCAUCCUUCCUGGGUGUGGGGCAUGUCUCCACGCUCUGUGGGGCUCUGGGUCCCUCUGGCAUCUCUUCCUCGGUGUCUGAAGCGGCAUGGACACUCUCACAACCCGGUUGAUCCAGGGCGAAGGAGAAGGAUCCCCCAUAGCUCCCAUUAACCCCUAGUGUACCCCUUGCAGGGAAAGACACCCACCCUCUGCCCCACGACACUUCCCCACACCCGGGACACCCGGCCAGGAGCACAUUAAAGUUCUCCCCAGCCAAACCCA
Messenger RNA from Columba livia (rock pigeon), 3268 nucleotides. RefSeq names its product prominin 2 (gene PROM2). NCBI's taxonomy places the organism in Eukaryota, Metazoa, Chordata, Aves, Columbiformes, Columbidae. The transcript has 23 exons. Gene Ontology annotation, cellular component: microvillus; cell surface; plasma membrane. The record is from RefSeq and is a predicted model, not a curated record. Gene Ontology annotation, molecular function: cholesterol binding. The coding region runs from base 16 to 2862 and encodes 948 amino acids.